This is a messenger RNA of Capronia coronata CBS 617.96, 945 nucleotides long. RefSeq lists its product as uncharacterized. The record is from RefSeq and is a predicted model, not a curated record. The transcript has 2 exons. NCBI's taxonomy places the organism in Eukaryota, Fungi, Ascomycota, Eurotiomycetes, Chaetothyriales, Herpotrichiellaceae. Bases 1 to 945 code for a protein of 314 amino acids. Gene Ontology annotation, molecular function: protein binding.
AUGUAUCCACCAUCGCGAGGCGCAACCAACGAUCCUCCCCAGGUCUCUCGAGGCACCCAGAUUGUCACGAUUUUCGUCGGGUCUGAGCAGGUUGAAUUCGCCGUCCACAAGAACAUGCUCUGUGCUGCAUCCAAAUUCUUCGAGCGAGCAGUGCAGGGGCCGUUCAUGGAAAGCAAAACCCAGCAGGUCAGAUUACCGGAAGAAAGACCAGAAGUGUUCGCCUUCCUCGUCGACUGGCUCUACAUUGGUGGACUUGAUCAGAUGUACCCUUCGAUCAUUCGCAGUCGCCAACAAUGGCACAAAGACGAGUACUACCUCAAAGUCUACAGAAUGGCCGACCGCUUGAUCAUCCCCGGCUUGCAGCUCCUCACCUACCACAGACUCAGAAACACCUUUGGGAAGAUUGCUGCCACUCUGCCGAGCCGUGACUUCCUAUAUUCCCUGUUCAGUGAAGAAGCACCGGUGGCAAUUCAAAUGCAUGUUGUCGAACACGCUGCAUACUGGCUUCUGAAAUCAACCAACAAGGAAGAAUGGGCAGGUCUAUUUACAAGUCAUGACCGAUUCGGGACAGAGAUGGCCCUUGCAAUGAUCCGAAGUCAAGCGAAGGGUCUGGCGUUUCGUCACCCGGAGGACGUGGCGAACUUCAGUGGACGGUAUGGAUUCAACUCGGAAGAAUUGCAGAGGGAGUCUCGGCUCGCUGACGAGGGGUUGCCAUCCGGGAAGUUGAAGGAGCUAGCCUGCGCCUCCACUGAGCUUCCGAUUUCAUUGGCAGCAAAACCAUCGCAAACUGCUGGCCCAAGGAUCCCCUACAACAUCGGCUCUACCACAUCUGCGACUGCGACGGCCACGUUACCGGCACCCUCACCUACGCCUGCACAGAUCUUCAGCUUUGGUACUCCAGUUCUUCCCAGGACUGGCUAUUUCGGAACACCAUCUCAAAUUUAA